UCCCACCUCAGGGCGUGUUCUGGAGGCCGCGUCCUUCCACGUCCACGCUCGCACGUGUUCUGCCGGGCCCCGGGUUGUAGUGGCCCGGAGGGCAGAUCAACCGGCCCUUUGUUCCCCAACCUGGAAUGAACCGCUUUCUGUUGCCGGUGUCCGUAGUGGGCACGGUGAUCGGUGGCACCGUGCUGCUCAAGGACUAUGUCGCUGGUGGGGCUUGUCCCAGCAAGGCCACCAUACCCGGGAAGACUGUCAUUGUGACAGGAGCCAACACAGGUAUUGGGAAGCAAACUGCUUUGGAAUUGGCUAAAAGAGGAGGCAAUGUCAUUCUGGCCUGUCGUGACAUGGAGAAGUGUGAGGCAGCUGCGAAGGACAUUCGUGGAGAGACCUUGAAUCCCCAUGUACGAGCCCAACACCUAGACUUGGCCUCCCUCAAGUCUAUCCGAGAGUUUGCUAGGAAGAUCAUCAAAGAGGAGGAACGGGUAGAUGUUCUGGUCAACAAUGCAGCUGUGAUGCGGUGCCCACACUGGACCACUGAGGAUGGCUUUGAGAUGCAGUUUGGUGUCAACCACCUGGGUCACUUUCUGUUGACAAACUUGCUGCUGGACAAACUGAAGGCCUCGGCCCCUUCACGCAUCAUCAACUUGUCCUCCCUGGCUCAUGUUGCUGGGCACAUAGACUUUGAUGACUUGAAUUGGAAGACAAAAAAGUAUGACACCAAGGCGGCCUACUGCCAGAGCAAGUUGGCUGUUGUCCUCUUCACCAAGGAGCUGAGCCGCCGGCUGCAAGGCACAGGUGUGACGGUCAAUGCUCUGCACCCCGGUGUGGCCAGGACAGAGCUGGGCAGACAUACAGACAUGCACAACUCUGCCUUCUCCAGCUUCACACUUGGGCCCUUCUUCUGGCUGCUGUUCAAGAGUCCCCAGCUGGCGGCCCAGCCCAGCACUUACCUGGCAGUGGCAGAGGAACUAGAGAGUGUUUCUGGGAAGUACUUUGAUGGACUCAGAGAGAAGGCUCCAUCUCCUGAGGCUGAAGAUGAGGAAGUAGCCCGGAGACUUUGGGCUGAAAGUGCUAACUUGGUGGGCUUGGACACUGCUCAUGGGUCCCCUGGAAGGGGACAUUCCCUCCCCAGAUAACCUUCAAAGAUUCAGAUGGAACUGUAUUACCAAGGCUGCUGGCUGCCAUGCCCUCAUCCUCUGGGGCACUGUUGGCACUGUUAAAAAGCAUGGCUACUGACAGCCAUGCAUUCAUCUUUCUCUAGAGGCAGUGUUGGCACUGUCAGAAUCUUAAGACUAUAGCUGUUGGCUGCCAUGCCCUCAUCAUCCUCUAGGGGCAGUGUUCGGACUGUUAGACUCCCAAGACCAUGGAUGCUGGCUGCCAUGCUUUCAUCUUCCUUUAGGUGGCAAUGUUGGUCCUUUUUUAUUAGCUGACCACAUUCAGUUGGACCAUAGCGGAGCAUUGACAGGGGGUAUGUGUGGUGGUGGCAGGUAUAAUGUACUCUGAUGAUUUCUGGGGAGCGGGUCUGUCAGGUGUCUCUCUUGGGAAUGGUUUUGGGCAAUGUUCAAAGGUAGCUGUGGUGGUAACUGAUUGAUCUACUGUUAAAGAGUGGGUAAUCAGGCAAAUAUGGCCAGUCAGUCAUAGUUCUUUUGGGCCUUUGCACACUUCUGUCUCCUCUCAGAGAGUUGGCUGUUGUUUCAAAAGCAACUGGGGAGCAAAAGGGUUUACUUUAGUGUACAGGUUAUAGUGCAUCAUGGAGGAGGGAAGCUGAGGCAGGAGCUCAAGGCAAGAGCUUGAAGCAGAUAACAGGCUUACACUCAGAUAACUUUCUUUUAUUUUCAUCAUUAUUUCUUUUACACAGAGAGUCUUACUCUGUAACUCUGGCUUUCCUGGAACUUGCUCCAGGAUGGCCUUGAGCUCACGGAGAUCUGCCUGCUGGGAUUAAAGAUGUGUUGCCAUGCCUGAGUUAGGUAUCAGCCUAGGCCUACCUGCCCAGGAAUAGGACCACCCAGUCCCUUUUACACCAACUAGCAAACAAGAAAUGUCCCAUGGACAUUCACCCAGGGUAUUCUGGUCCAAACAGUUCUCUGGUUGAGGAUCCCUUCUUCUUCUGGGUGUGUCAAGUUGAUAACCAAAGGAACCAGGACGGCUCUUGAUUGAAAACGGUUGUGGGUAACUGCUACCUCAUGGGAUGGUGUGGGCAUUAAGCUCUUGUCUGGCUCAGUAAAGGACAGUUAUGGACUUCUUGUGUCCUGGCUGAGGUGCUGGAAUUCGGUGGAGGCCCUGGCCCAGAUGGAAUGGAGUGAAGUGAAAAGGUGCUAGCUGCUGCCUCUGAGGACCAGCAUGACCUGAGAUCAUGAUCUCUCCAAUUCCUAUGAUAAUUUUAACCUUAGAUUCUCAAGCUUGCUGUGUGAUUAUAAUAACUUGCUGGGUGUAGUAACGCCAGCACUUCAGAGGUGGAGGCAGGAGGAUUGAGCGUUCGAGGUCAUCCUCUGCCAGCCUGGGCUAUACAAUAUCCUGUCAAAACAGUGAAAUCUCCAAAUGUAGCUGAGUCAUAGAUUUAAAAUAAAAACAAACAUUUGCAUAGUG
This is a messenger RNA of Myodes glareolus (Bank vole), 2580 nucleotides long. The record is from RefSeq and is a predicted model, not a curated record. Lineage: Eukaryota; Metazoa; Chordata; Mammalia; Rodentia; Cricetidae.